AUGACAAUGGAGUCUGAAAACACGCGCUUCGACUUACCGGGUUACUCCGUCCCCCUGAAUUGGAGUCAUGAGAUGUUCCCUAACGCACUGGAGAGCAGCCUCGCUGAACGCUUGAAUACUCAUCGAGAGAUCUUGAUGAUGCGAGCACUCAACUCCAUCACCGACAAGCCUGAUUGGGAGAAAAAGGUCUUUGAUGAAGAAAUCACUGCCAAAUGGCGCAAGGAAAUCAUGGACAGCGGAGAGGAUGUCACUCCCAACAUGAUGAACUGGAUCAUCAAGGAGGCGCAGUGGAAAGCCAAGGUCUUCCGGGACACCAAGCACAUCGUGGCAUUCGACGCUGGCGUGGUCAAGUCCGAUACUGCCAUUGCAGAAGACUUGCGACAAGUGCUGAGAGUUGCUGUUCGGCCCCUGGAGGAUGUGCCCGAAGAGCUCAAAGACUACCAUCCUGGGUCGGAUGACAAGGUGGUUGACCUGGUCCAUCCAUCGCUAUUUCCGGUCGUCUACGGCCGGACUCGCAUUCUCCAUAGGAAACUGAUUGGACUUGAGGACUUUGCGAAUAGCAUCGGGGAGGGCAAGGUGCUUGCGGUUCCCCCCGAAGAGGACGCCAUUACUGUCAACCACUACUGGCAGAGCAGAAACACCACCCAUCAACUCUACAGCCGCAAAUUCCAGUGGCUUCCCUGUGAUGUGCAUUUUACUGAUAAUGGCGAAUGUCGCAUUGCGUCGUAUAUCAAUAACCUGCAUCCAAAGCAGCACCGGCCGCUGUACCAAGUCAUUGAGAAGAUCCUGGCUCAGACCAUACCACUGUGGAACACAACCUUGACCCUCGUGCAGGAUAAUUACAAGCGAAUCCGCUAUGAUGAGGUCGAAUAUGACGAGCAUCCCGAGCCCGAGCCCCAGGCGGCAAAUGAGGAAGAAAGGUAUAGCGAUGAAUUUUAUGAACAAUAUGACGAAUGGCAAAAACGAGAGCCCAUCCGACGCCCGGAACCGGGCGAAUUUUCCCCCCGUGUCAUCGAGGCCGAGGGCCAGGUCAAUCUGCGCGAAGAUUUUGCCCAGAAUGGAUUGCAGGUGAUUGUCAAGCUGGCAAACAUCGAGCUCACCCCAGAGAAGCCUGAGUAUGACGGUGGAUCGUGGCACAUUGAGGGACAACUGAAUGAGCACAUCUGCGCUACAGCCAUCUACUACUAUGACAGCAAGAACAUCACUGACAGCAGACUCGCGUUCCGACAACGGGCGGAUACAGAAAGCGUCUCAGAGAUCUCCUACGAGCAAUCACGACAUGAAUUUCUCCAGGCGAUCUUUGGCUUGGAUCCUGAGUCGGCUUACAACGAGGGCAAUAUCACUCAGGUCCUGGGUAGUGUUGACACUCGUCAGGGACGCUUGCUCACCUUCCCGAACAGCCUCCAGCACCAGGUGUCGCCGUUUGCGCUGGCGGACCGGACCAAGCCAGGUCAUCGCAAGAUCCUCGCCUUGUUCCUUGUAGACCCUCAUCUCUCGAUUAUCUCUUCAGGGAAUGUGCCGCCUCAACGGGAAGACUGGUGGAAGGAACGGCAGGAGGUUAUCCGCAAGUUGCUGAGCGAGAGACUCCCAGCUGAGCUGCAGAAUAUGGUCAACGAGGGUCUCAAAGCUACUCCCAUGACCAUGGAGGAGGCAAAGCAGUACCGCAAGGAACUGAUGGAGGAGCGCUCCAGCAAGUCGCAGGAACAGAACCUUAAAUUUGAGAGGGGGGAGUUUAACUUGUGCGAGCAUUAA
Aspergillus thermomutatus is the source of this 1752-nucleotide messenger RNA. RefSeq names its product DUF4246 domain-containing protein. The record is from RefSeq and is a predicted model, not a curated record. NCBI's taxonomy places the organism in Eukaryota, Fungi, Ascomycota, Eurotiomycetes, Eurotiales, Aspergillaceae. The transcript has 4 exons. Bases 1 to 1752 code for a protein of 583 amino acids.